UUUCUCUUGAUAUGUGACAGCUUGUCAAAUGUGGUGGCCAUACUACCAUUUACAUAAGCGGAAAUUUGAAGCGCACUUCGAAGUGCACUUUGAAGUGGCGCAAGCACGCUUGAAGAAUUCAAGCAGAACGUUAAAUUUAUAGCUGGCACAAUAGUAUUGAUACUUUGACUUCCAAUAUGAAUUGUAUUGAGAGUGAAUCCGAGGUGGUGAUAGAAAUACCUGAGUUUAAUGAAGAAUUAUUUCUAAAAUGCAUUUGCAACUACCCUGCGAUUUACAACCCAAGCAGCAAGGCAUAUAGUAACAGAAUGUUAAAAGAAACGGCUUAUGAAAAUAUUGCCCGUACCAUGCUAACAACUGUCGACAUUUGUAAAAGAAAGUGGAAAUCACUUAAGGAGAAAUACAAUCGGGAAAAACAUAAAUUAGAAAUGAUGUCUAGAAGUGGUGCUCCUGCAUUCCAAACCAAUAAAUGGCAAUUUAUGUCAUUCUUUGAAUAUAUGUAUGAUGAUGUGACACCAAGGAGUACGCAGUCCAGUUCAUUGAGCGAUACAGGUAGAAGUAGUAUUGAACUUGAAGAAGCUGCGGAUGUGACACUUGUGCCAUCUAAUGAAAUGAGUUCAUCUGUAUUGCCAUCAACUUCAGCUUGCAGUACCCCCCCUCGACGAACACAGAAGCGGAAAAUUACCCAAGAUAAUGGAAAAGAUCCUGUAAUUGAAAUACUUUCCAAAGUUAGCAAUUCAAUUGAGAAGGUGAGCAACAGUGCAGUAGCCAAUGAUAAAUUCACAGAUUUUGCACGGUAUUUGUGUGCAGAACUUCGAGAGUGGCCAUAUGAUAAAGCGAAUGAAUUUAUGGAUGAAACAUUAAUUAGAUUAUUACAAACAAAAAGAAAAAUUGUGUAAAUGUAAAUUCACAAGUUAUUUUUAUAUUCCUAAAAUCCUAUUUAAAUGUGAAUUUCAAAAUAAAUUUUAUUUUCUAUGUACUACAUUA
This is a messenger RNA of Photinus pyralis (common eastern firefly), 984 nucleotides long. RefSeq lists its product as uncharacterized. Gene Ontology annotation, cellular component: transcription regulator complex; nucleus. Gene Ontology annotation, biological process: regulation of transcription by RNA polymerase II. Lineage: Eukaryota; Metazoa; Arthropoda; Insecta; Coleoptera; Lampyridae. The record is from RefSeq and is a predicted model, not a curated record. The transcript is spliced from 5 exons. Bases 177 to 896 code for a protein of 239 amino acids.